Messenger RNA from Ylistrum balloti, 1368 nucleotides. Its product is annotated as monocarboxylate transporter 12-like. The coding region runs from base 1 to 1368 and encodes 455 amino acids. Gene Ontology annotation, molecular function: monocarboxylic acid transmembrane transporter activity. The record is from RefSeq and is a predicted model, not a curated record. Gene Ontology annotation, biological process: transmembrane transport; monocarboxylic acid transport. Lineage: Eukaryota; Metazoa; Mollusca; Bivalvia; Pectinida; Pectinidae. The transcript has 6 exons.
AUGGAAACCAAUGGUGAUGUCUUUGUGGUGUCUAAUGGUGCUCAGCAGCAGAGCAUUGAUCACGUGACCAUCUCAUCUACACGUUCCCAAAACAAGCCUCCAACAGCACCGGAUGGUGGAUGGGGAUGGGUUAUCACGUUUUCUUCCUUCAUGCUCAACUUUUUGGUGGACGGCGUUAGUUUAUCUGUUGGCAUCUUUUUCAAUACAUUUUUGACAACGUUUGGAGAAAGCAAAGGGAAAACACAGUUACUGAGCUCUGUUAUCAAUGGCGUGGCAUACAUAGUUGGUCCAAUAUCUGGUUCGUUUGCUAACCGAUUCGGAUGUCGGACAGCAACCGGUCUUGGGAUUAUCAUAGCCAGCGUCGGAAUCUUUUUCUCCACCUUCUCCCCUAGUCUUGACGUCAUGAUUUUACUAUACGGCGUUAUGGGAGGUAUUGGAUUCGGAUUGGUGUACACACCCAGCAUAGUAAUAGUAAGUUACUACUUCGAAAAACGCCGAGCUCUUGCUACUGGGAUCGCCGCAUGCGGAUCGGGUAUCGGAGGGUUUGUGUUCGCUCCACUUUGCGUACUUCUACUGGAAAUGUACGGUUGGCGAGGAGCGUUUUGGGUAAUCACAGGCAUCGUGUUAAAUGGUGUCGUGUUUGCAGCAUUUUACAGAGAGCUGAAAUCACCAAGAGCAGGAAAAGAGCUUAAUAACGUAGACAGAGCAGGGACGAAUAAUGAAUCGAACUGUAGAAGAACCUGUUCUUCUGUUUCGUUGAAGUUCGACUGUUCCUUGCUUAAAAGUCCAUGUUUUGCUGUUUUUUCCUUGUCGUGUUUCCUGAUGUCAACAGGUUGGUAUAUUCCGUUCAAUUUUCUACCUGUGCUGGCGGAUGAUCUCAAUCUGUCUGCAAAUGAAGGAGCUCUUCUUAUCUCCAUCAUAGGGAUAUCUAACACCGCCUCAAAUGUUGUGUUUGGUUUCAUCAUCGACCUUCCUUGUGUCGACAGUAUUCUCCUGAACAGUGUCGUGCUUGUAAUUGGAGGAGUGACCACGUGUCUCGUUCCCUAUUGUCGAGAGUUCGCAAUUUUAGCCACUUAUUCAGCUUUAUUUGGCGCGGUCGGAGGAGCUUUCCAACCACUAAAUUCCAUUAUUAUUAUAGAUUUGAAAGGUAUCGAGAAGUUGUCCAAUGGAUUUGGACUACUCAACUUGUUUAUCGGGAUUGCUUCCAUCAUUGGAUCACCAAUUGCAGGAAUUCUCUCCGACGUCACAGCGGGCUAUGACGCAGCAUUCUACUUCGCUGGAGCUACCAUCACCAUCGCUGGGAUUGUUUCGUUCCCGCUACGCCUAAUUGCAAAAUGUGAAAACUCCAACAAAGAUCCAAGCGUUUAG